UAUCUGCAGUUAAUCUCAGAUUAUGUGAUAUUUGUCUGUGUUUGGUCCAACAGAUCUGGAGUGUGCGGAUGUUCCGUUAUUGACUCCAGGAAGUAAAGAAAUGAUGUCACAGGCUCUUUUGGCCACAUUCAGCGGCUUCACCAGGGAGCAACAGCGGCUCUCCAUCCCAAAAGACCCCCGUCAGUGGACAGAGGCCCAUGUUAGAGAAUGGUUGACCUGGACAGUAAAUGAGUUCAGUCUGAAGAAUGUGGACUUUCAUAAGUUCAGCAUGGACGGGGCCAAUCUCUGCGCACUGGGCAAAGAGCGAUUCCUGGAUCUGGCACCAGACUUCGUGGGCGACAUCCUCUGGGAGCAUUUAGAGAUGCUGCAGAAAGAAGACCUGAAGCAUUUCCCUGUCAACGGUCUGACCUCCAGUUUCCAGGAAUCCCGCUACCCCUCCGACUACUUCUUCAACUAUGGCAUUGAACAUCCUCAGUGUGUCCCUCCGUCAGAAUACUCCGAGCCGAGCUUCAUCACCGAGUCCUACCAGACCCUCCACCCGAUCAGCUCAGAAGACCUGCUGUCGCUCAAAUACGAGAGCGAGUAUCCCAACGUUAUACUGCGAGACACGCCUCUCAAUCCACUGCAGGGAGACUACUUCUCAGUCAAACAAGAAGUUGUGUCACCCGACAACAUGUGUGUGGGACGCAUUAGCAGAGGUAAGCUGGGAGGUCAAGAUUCGUUUGAGAGCAUUGACAGUUUCGAGAGCUGCGACAGACUGACGCAGUCCUGGAGUAGUCAGUCGUCAUUCAACAGCCUACAGAGAGUUCCCUCCUACGACAGCUUCGACUCGGAGGACUAUCCCACCGCACUGCACGGACACAAACCAAAGGGUACCUUCAAAGACUACGUACGAGAGCGCUCGGAACUCAGCAAGGACAAACCGGUCAUCCCGGCGGCUGCGCUCGCUGACACAGGCAGCGGACCCAUCCAACUCUGGCAGUUUCUGUUGGAGCUCUUGACAGACAAAUCCUGCCAGUCCUUCAUCAGCUGGACUGGAGACGGCUGGGAGUUCAAGCUGUCCGACCCUGAUGAGGUGGCACGCAGAUGGGGCAAGAGGAAAAACAAGCCCAAGAUGAACUACGAGAAGUUGAGUCGCGGUUUGCGCUACUACUACGACAAAAACAUCAUCCACAAGACGUCCGGCAAGCGCUACGUCUACCGCUUUGUGUGUGACUUGAAAAGCCUGCUGGGAUACACUCCCGAAGAGCUGCACACCAUGUUAGACGUCAAGCCCGACACGGAUGAGUAAACUUCGGACUUUGGAAAUAAUAAAAUAAAAAAGUCCCUCACAGACCCUGGAAAGAAAACGGGGCGUCCAUUUUUGGGUCCAAUCACAUUCCAUCUUAACACUUAGUCGUGGUCCAGUCUUGUUUUGAGCUCACACGGGACAAAAAAAAGAGGAAGCGUCAAAACGUUCACCAAAGUUUAGAAUCCGUAGACUUUGCGCGUCUGUAUUGUUUAUAGCUCUGCGGGAAGCGAAAUCUCGAAGUCCAGGUCGACCCAGUAGCACAAACACCGGGAAGGAACAGAGGACAAUGAGACGGACAUGUCUUGGACUGAACGCUCCAGUUAUUAAACACGUUGCCAAAAUUAGAGACAAGAGGAAUACCGCAGAAAUAUUAACGAUUGGGUUUCUGUCUCCUUGCAUACCCAACCACGAGGAAGAGUUCUCAGCCGGACCAAAAUAACAAAAAGUGUUUUAUUUUUUUUGAUAGUUUCUAUAUGUGUCAGUAUUAAUUUGUCGUAUUGCGAUGCUGUCCGGACAGAGAUUGCGCCGUUUUGUACGUUUUCAUAUGAAGGUUUAUUGAAGUCAAACUGUGCUUAGAUAGUCUCUCCGCUUCUUUCAAGAUCACGGCUGGUUACGGCUUGUUCUUACCACAAUGUCCAUAGCUGAAAACGCCGUUUUUGAUCACCAGAUCAAAAUAGAUGUCAGAGUCUCGCCCUUUUCAGUUGAAAGAGAUGUACCUCAGUCAAACUGAGAGUGUGAGUGAGAGACGCAAAUGAAAGCGGCCGUUGGCUUCUCAACGGUGACACGCUUGUGGUGAAAACGAGGUGCCGUUUUAUCACUUCUAUUAAGAUAAAAGACAUCAGACGCUUCUUGUCUCGGUUUGUUUGUACGUGAAUGGUUUUUCAUAAAGUUUUGCCUUAAUAUAGCACACCGUCUUUAUGAACAUGCUGUGUUUUCUCAAGGUUGACUGAAACUGAAAUGUCACUCAACCGGGCCUCAAACGGUUUAGACUGAACCGAAAGCCAUAAAGCGAGGCCGUUUAACCUUGAGACAGACGUGGCCAAGUUAGCAUGGCCAUGCAUCUGGAUUGGCAAAGAACGUGAGAUGGAUAUCGCAGCAGAAACCAAGGAUCUGUCGGGCUGCGUUCGAGUUCGAGAUGGUUUGCGAAAGUGUUAAUGUUAGUGGCUGAUGUAAGGUUAAGAUAGGCGGAAGACCAGAUCAUGCUGAGACUUUAGGCAGCUUUAAAGAUGAUGGCGUGUGCUAUGACUGGCCAACAAACGUCACAAGAUCCAACAUGGGAGUAAGUUUCACAAUGGCUCAGAUAAAUGCAGUAUUUUGCAUUGAAUGAGUAGACUGAAUGGAGGUCAGAUUCAAUUUGUGUGUUCUUCAGCCCAGCAUUUCACUGUGUGGGAAGUGUCUCGUACACAAGACCUUGUGGGAAAAGCCAAAGUAAAGAACGUAUUGUUUCUAAGAAAACAAACCGUAUUGUUUACAGUGGCAGAACGCUACCCAUCCUGAUUGGUGUAGCUUCGGAAUUGUCUAUUUUUACAGAUAACAUUUCAUAAAACGGCUAGAUUAAAUGAUAAACUGGGAACACAUUCAUGAGAGCUCAGAAUAGAAGUGUUUAAUUCAGAGAUGAGCUGGUUUCAGUCGCAAUCGUCCUGCCGUGAACAACAACAAAAGUGCUGCAUCACCCAGUUUAUAGUGUUAAAAAAAACGAAAGCACAACCGAAAGCCAGCGGCAUGUUACAUGACUUUUAUUUUGUAUUUUUAUUUGACAAGGUCCAAAUCAUGAUGCAGUCUUUGUCCUGAUUGUAAAAGUGAUGCAUUGUGUGUGAAAAUGAACUUUUGACAGAUACAUGCAUGUUCAUAUUGACGAGUGUUGUUUUUAUUUCCCCACAAUUUUGCCUUAUUUUGUAUGUUUUGUAUUUCUGUAUUUGUUUUGU
Sinocyclocheilus grahami is the source of this 3216-nucleotide messenger RNA. RefSeq names its product protein c-ets-1-B. Gene Ontology annotation, cellular component: nucleus. The record is from RefSeq and is a predicted model, not a curated record. NCBI's taxonomy places the organism in Eukaryota, Metazoa, Chordata, Actinopteri, Cypriniformes, Cyprinidae. Gene Ontology annotation, molecular function: sequence-specific DNA binding; DNA-binding transcription factor activity, RNA polymerase II-specific. Bases 101 to 1291 code for a protein of 396 amino acids. Gene Ontology annotation, biological process: regulation of transcription by RNA polymerase II; cell differentiation. The transcript has 7 exons.